This is a messenger RNA of Rhincodon typus (whale shark), 2557 nucleotides long. RefSeq names its product eukaryotic translation initiation factor 5A-1-like. Gene Ontology annotation, biological process: positive regulation of translational elongation; positive regulation of translational termination. NCBI's taxonomy places the organism in Eukaryota, Metazoa, Chordata, Chondrichthyes, Orectolobiformes, Rhincodontidae. The record is from RefSeq and is a predicted model, not a curated record. The transcript is spliced from 6 exons. Bases 603 to 1073 code for a protein of 156 amino acids. Gene Ontology annotation, molecular function: RNA binding; translation elongation factor activity; ribosome binding.
GAGCUACGGGGCGAGAAAGCUAUUAGGAGUAAAACCCGGGGGGUCAGAACACUCAGAAGGAGAAAUAGGAGACUGAUGUGGCGGGGUGAAGAUGGCUGGGGUAAAACCUAGGUAAUAGGGUUGAGACUCGCUAUAAAUCCUGGGCUGGGGACAGAUAGUGGGGUAAAAUCCAGAGAGAGAGGUCAUGUAGGGAUGAGAUUGGAAGGAAAGCCUGCGGUGGAGGGAAGAUGUGAAGUGGUUUGGUCCCGGCCCCCGGUACGAGACAAGGGUGGUUUUCUUCUGGGCCUCAUGGGUUCUUUUAUAUAUGUGGGAGAAAGGUAUUGGGGAAAUUAGGCGUUGGCACCUGGGGCAGAGGUGUUAUAUUAAGGGUAUCAGUGCUGGCACAACACUUGGUGAAAUCAUGGGCAAUGAGACAGGGCAGCAAUGGGUGGUCCCUGUGGCCUACUGCUGGGGAAGUUUCUAUAUUGGGCUGCCUGGUAAAGGGGGAGUGUGAGCUGAUUCUUCUAUACCGCAUGGAGUGUCUCUUGGCACUCGCAAUUUGGUUUGCACCAUGUUAGCAAUAGCUGUGCUCUGACUGGGCACCACUCAAUCAACGUUCAAAGAUGGCUGAUCCUUCCGAUGUGGAUUUUGAGACUGGCCACUCUGGGGCUUCCACCACCUAUCCAAUGCAAUGCUCUGCUCUGCGCAAAAAUGGUUUUGUGGUGCUGAAAGGGCGCCCAUGCAAGAUUGUGGACAUGUCAACUUCCAAAACUGGCAAACAUGGCCAUGCCAAGGUUCACUUGGUUGGCAUUGAUCUGUUCACUGGCAAAAAGUAUGAGGACAUCUGCCCUUCCACCCAUAACAUGGAUGUGCCCAACAUCAGAAGAUCUGAUUAUCAGCUGAUUGGCAUUCUGGAUGGCUACCUGUCUCUCUUGGGUGAUAGCGGUGAGGUGCGUGAUGACCUGAAGCUUCCUGAUUCAGAGCUGGGCAAGGACAUUGAACAACGUUACAAUGCUGGCGAGGAGACACUGAUCACUGUCCUCAGCGCCAUGAAUGAAGAAUCUGCUAUUGCUGCCAAGGUCAUGAGCAAGUAACUGCGACAUAGGAUACAGCUUCUGGUUUUAAAAAAAAACCCAGACCUGAGAGGCUAAAAGUGCGCUUUGGGAUUGAGAGACUUUUUAUUUCAAUGAGAAAACGACAAAGUAUAAUUUAAUCAAAAACCAAAAAAAAACAAAAAAAAUUUGCAAGCGAACACUAACUUUAUUUCAGAAACCCUGGCAAUAAAACAAACCCCACUGUAGACCAUAAGCAAAUGGGUUUCAUUUUGGAGCCCUGAUCUUUUUACCCCACUGUUGCUGGGGAAACUUGGUGAGAUGAUUGUGUUCUGUCUGAGAAGGGCAUUGAAUUGAGUGGUGACCCCCCCUCCCCCCUCUGGCCUUUGUCCUACUCCAAUCACCUCUCCUUCCAAGUUUACAAACCACUCCCUAAUUAUCAAUGGGAACGGUGGCUUUACUUUUGAUUAUUUUCAUUUGGCUUCCAGUUCUUAGCUGUCAUCUUCAUUCUGUACUGGUCUGUAUGUGUGGCCACUUUAGUCAAGGUUACUUCAUUCACUGGUUAUACAUAGAUCUCAGAUCUCACACUUGGUUUACUGUCCUGUCUUUUGCAGAGAGGAAUGUGGGACUUAGAGAAUUCUGAUGCUGUAGCAAGCCCUGUCUUUCUUUUUGGGGAGGGGUUUGAAUAGCCAGUGGGUAGUAGUUCAGCUGAAAUAAAGUCUGUGUUACCCCUGUGUUGUGGAAUUUUGUCUUGCCUUCACCUGUUUACACCAUAAGGGGGAGUUUUGAGGCUUGGGGCUGGAUUUCCUUCAUUGAAGUGGGAAAAGUCUGAAUUUUAAUAAGAAUUUGAGUUUUGAAAGGGCAGUGCCACUUUGUUUAAACGCAGGUCAAACAUUUUUCUUUCUUUCUCUCUCUCUCUCACAUCCCACCCCCUGCCCCUGCUUCCUUUGUUUUGUUUGCACCAGUUUUGAAGGUUAACUUUCCAUCCUGCCUGCCUCUGCUAUAAGAUUGAAUGUGGGAAGCCUAUGAGCAGAGGACCUGCUAUAGAGCAGCAAGUCACUGACAGCUUGACUCUAACUCCGGGUCGAACUGCUUAGUAUGACUGUACAUGGUGCUUGGUCCUCUUAGUGGGAUACCCCAGCCCCACUUCUCUCCCAGCCUUUAGUAGAAGGGGGAAGCUUGGCCUCUUGUUGCUCCUACCGCCAUCACCCCUCUGUGCGCGCCCCCCCCCCCCCCCAAACACAUCCUUCACCCUGUGCGCCAUAACAGAAUUGUGUGAAUCAGUCGGGGUAGAGGGGGUCGCUAUUAUAAGAACUUUUUAGUGAGGGGGGCUGAGCCAUCAGACAUGGUGCUAUGAACCUUGUCUUAACUGUGUUGCUGAACAGGCUCAGCUCUGUUCUCAAUGGGAAUCCCUGUUUUAAAUUCAAAAUAACCUUGCAAACAAUUAAGAAACUGUGUACACCUAUUUGGCUUAAUUCCACCGCAUUUUAAAAGAAAAUAAAUACACAUUUUGUUAUGCCUUGAAA